AAGGUUAGGUUGCGCAGUAGUGCUAGCGGCUUCGCGGUUUGGUCCUCCGACCCGGCAGCCGCCACUGGUGCUGAGCUGCUAGGAGGCCCGUGUCGGCGAGCUCGUUGGAGCUUGAACCCAUUGUCACCCCUCCGACUCACCGGCAAAAAAAAAAAAAAAAAAUGGUUGAAGCAGAUCGUCCAGGAAAGCUCUUCAUUGGUGGGCUUAAUACGGAAACAAAUGAGAAAGCUCUUGAAGCAGUAUUUGGCAAAUAUGGACGAAUAGUGGAAGUACUCUUGAUGAAAGACCGGGAAACCAACAAAUCAAGAGGAUUUGCUUUUGUCACCUUUGAAAGCCCAGCAGAUGCUAAGGAUGCAGCCAGAGACAUGAAUGGAAAGUCAUUAGAUGGAAAAGCCAUCAAAGUGGAACAAGCCACCAAACCAUCAUUUGAAAGUGGUAGACGUGGACCGCCUCCACCUCCAAGAAGUAGAGGCCCUCCAAGAGGUCUUAGAGGUGGAAGAGGAGGAAGUGGAGGAACCAGGGGACCUCCCUCACGGGGAGGACACAUGGAUGACGGUGGAUAUUCCAUGAAUUUUAACAUGAGUUCUUCCAGGGGACCACUCCCAGUAAAAAGAGGACCACCACCAAGAAGUGGGGGUCCUCCUCCCAAGAGAUCUGCACCUUCAGGACCAGUUCGCAGUAGCAGUGGAAUGGGAGGGAGAGCUCCUGUAUCACGUGGAAGAGAUAGUUACGGAGGUCCACCUCGGAGGGAGCCACUGCCCUCUCGUAGAGAUAUUUAUUUGUCCCCAAGAGAUGAUGGGUAUUCUACUAAAGACAGCUAUUCAAGCAGAGAUUACCCAAGUUCUCGUGAUACUAGAGAUUAUGCACCACCACCACGAGAUUAUACUUACCGUGAUGAUGGUCAUUCCAGUUCACGUGAUGACUAUCCAUCAAGAGGCUAUAGCGAUAGAGAUGGAUAUGGUCGUGAUCGUGACUAUUCAGAUCAUCCAAGUGGAGGUUCCUACAGAGAUUCAUAUGAGAGUUAUGGUAACUCAAGUAGUGCUCCACCUACACGAGGGCCCCCGCCAUCUUAUGGUGGAAGCAGUCGCUAUGAUGAUUACAGCAGCUCACAUGACGGAUAUGGUGGAAGUCGAGACAGUUACUCAAGCAGCCGAAGUGAUCUCGACUCAAGUGGUCGUGAUCGGGUUGGCAGACAAGAAAGAGGGCUUCCCCCUUCUAUGGAAAGGGGGUACCCUCCUCCACGUGAUUCCUACAGCAGUUCAAGCCGCGGAGCACCAAGAGGUGGUGGCCGUGGAGGGAGCCGAUCUGAUAGAGGGGGAGGCAGAAGCAGAUACUAGAAACAAACAAAACUUUGGACCAGAAUCCCAGUUCAAAGAAACAAAAAGUGGAAACUAUUCUGUCAUAACUACCCAAGGACUACUAAAAGGAAAAAUUGUGUUACAUUUUUUAAAUUCCCUGUUAAGUUCCCCUCCAUAAUUUUUAUGUUCUUGUGAGGCAAAAAGUAAAACAUGUUUAAUUUUAUUUGACUUUAUGACAUUGCUUUUCAACAAGCAAAUGUUAAAUGUGUUAAGACUUGUACUAGUGUUGCAACGUUCCAAGUAAAAGUAUCCCUAA
Piliocolobus tephrosceles (Ugandan red Colobus) is the source of this 1614-nucleotide messenger RNA. Its product is annotated as RNA-binding motif protein, X chromosome-like. The transcript has a single exon. The coding region runs from base 162 to 1337 and encodes 391 amino acids. Gene Ontology annotation, molecular function: RNA binding. The record is from RefSeq and is a predicted model, not a curated record. Lineage: Eukaryota; Metazoa; Chordata; Mammalia; Primates; Cercopithecidae.